AUGACUCAGAAUUCCAUUGUGGAUACAAACAACCAAUCUAAGACAACAACAACUCACAAAACCACAACUUUGUCAGGAAAAGUGAAACGUCGAAGACAAUUCGAAAAGAUGAAUAACCACUCCAUCAAUUCGGUCACCUCAGAUGUAAAAACUGCAGAAAAGAAAUUCUUCCUUUUCGAAGAUGGAUGGACUCGACAACGUGAUGCUUAUUGGAAGCUAAAAUCAUACAAGGAAUUUAUGGAGUUUCCGAAUGCAAAGAAUGCAAAGAAUCAUAAAAAGUGGCAUCGAAAUCAUCGUGAAGAGAUUUAUCAAUUGAGAAAUAAUGCAUGCAUGGAGUCAUUACCUCAAAACUUGUAUGUGUGA
Molecule: messenger RNA, 363 nt
Organism: Naegleria fowleri
Lineage: Eukaryota; Heterolobosea; Eutetramitea; Acrasida; Naegleriidae
Exons: 1
Coding region: 1-363 (120 amino acids)
Source: RefSeq, a predicted model, not a curated record